Macroventuria anomochaeta is the source of this 1560-nucleotide messenger RNA. RefSeq names its product Pal1-domain-containing protein. The transcript has 3 exons. The record is from RefSeq and is a predicted model, not a curated record. The coding region runs from base 1 to 1560 and encodes 519 amino acids. NCBI's taxonomy places the organism in Eukaryota, Fungi, Ascomycota, Dothideomycetes, Pleosporales, Didymellaceae. Gene Ontology annotation, cellular component: cytoplasm.
AUGCUCGCGGAACCGUCAAUGCCAGAGCGACGUCCGUCGCCCGGCCUCUCUCUCAACCUGUCCUCCAACAACCCCUUCCGCAACAGAGCGACCUCCCCUGGCUUUCCCUCGCCCGCAACCCAGUCGGACCGCUCGAGCUCCGCCAGCAGGCCCAUGUCGCGCAAUCCCUUUCUGUCGACGUUCGAAGCCGAGUUCAACAAGGAGGCCAAGAAGACCGAUCUCAUCGACAUGUCGGCCACCAUGAAGGCGUCUCCUAAGAAGGACACCUUCAACAACGGCUCAGCCGCCGAAGAGCUCUUUAUGCAAUUGCUGCUCAGAAGCGUCAUGGAGCGGUUUUUGUCUUUUGUGGGCACAUUUGCUAAUUAUCCAUGUCUCGUACAGAAGAACCUCACAAUCGAAGACGAGGACAGGCGGCGUGCACCACCGCGGCCCAUGCCCAACCGCAGCGGCACCGAUCCCCGCGCAGGCCACCGCCCAUCACGCUCAGAUGAGGAAGAAAGGGACAUGCAGCGAGGAGCUCCCCGCGGCCCACCUCGUCCCCGAGGACCCCCAGAGCCACGCCGCCCUAUGCAGAGCAGUCCUGAACGCCGAGAGCGCCGCCCACGCAGGAAUUCUGACUCCUCCAUCAUUGACAAGGCAGCUCAGGAGAAGGAAGAUCGCAGGCGUCGUGAGCGUCGUAGGGAAAGGGAAGAGAAAGACCGAGAUGGCAAGUCGAGCGGCACAAGGAAAGUGCGUAAGCCUCAGGGUCUUGACCUGAUCGACAAGCUCGACGUCACCGGUAUCUACGGACCCAGCAUGAUCCAUCACGAUGGACCCUAUGAUGCAGUCCAGCCACACCGUAACCGAAAGAAGGAUCAGCGUGCUCCUAUGCAUGCUUUCCCUGUCGGAUCUGCCAAUAACUCACUCGGUGGCUCAGGUCCUUUGAACUCAAAAAUCGAUCUUGACAGGAUCCACGGCAGAGGCGCAGAGGGCUUCACAGACUUCGGAGGUGUCGACACCGAGUGGAAGAAGGCACCUCGCCCCGAAGGCGAAUUCAGUGCUAAGGGCCGCGAAGACAUAGUCCACGGCGAACAAACACACGGCCUGGGCACAUCCACUUUUUUGGAGGGCGCACCCGCAUCACGCACCGCUGUCGAGCAGGAUUUUGAGCAGAAGAGGGCGAACGAGAUUAACGGUCUUGGACGCAAGAAGUCUAUUGCUCAGCGCUUCCGCGGAAUUUCGCAGCCGAGACGUCAAUAUGGCGAUGGACCCCGUAUUCAGUCUCCCGAGGCGCGAUAUGGAGGCCAGACCAGCCCGCAGGGUCCUUACAGCGCUGGACCCUUGUCCCAGAACAAGGCGACAGAGCUGAACCCGUUCUUUGACGAGUACAACAAGGCUUACGACAGUAAGGGCGCAACAAUCCAGGCCAAAGAUUCCAGCUACAAGGACGAAUCGCCUCCCCGUGCUCCUCUGCACCGCGCAGUGACCACCGACAGCGCGGGCUCACUGGGCGAGUCGAAGCCUACUGGUUUUCUUGGGCGCAUGAAGAGUAUCAAGGGCGGGCGCAGACGGCAAGCUUGA